Molecule: messenger RNA, 2543 nt
Organism: Ornithodoros turicata
Lineage: Eukaryota; Metazoa; Arthropoda; Arachnida; Ixodida; Argasidae
Product: endothelin-converting enzyme homolog
Exons: 22
Coding region: 240-2453 (737 amino acids)
Biological process (GO): protein processing
Cellular component (GO): plasma membrane
Molecular function (GO): metalloendopeptidase activity
Source: RefSeq, a predicted model, not a curated record
ACUGCAGUCACUAUAUAACUAGAACGACCUUUCCUCCAGAAACGCCAACGGCGCCAGCAUACCCAAAGGAGCAGAUGUUGUUAUUGCACCAGAUUUUUUAAAAAGUUUGGAAAACAAACCGCAAGUGCAUAAAAGAAGAGGAGGAGGAACUGUAGCUGCUGGACUCGCGCUACUAUUUUGCUGUGGAGCCAGUCGGUGUCCGUUCAGCAUUCUAAAAGCCUUUCUUGAUCAUUAGGAACAUGCAGAACCAUAAAAAAAGACCUUCACAAGGCCACAUUAUGUCUACAAAUGCGAUUGGGUCACCUUUAACAGUGCCCUACUUGAUGUGUACCUUGACCUUCCUCUCUCUUCUGACAUUAUCUACAUUCACCUUCUCAUACUUAGUCUACAGGAAGCCAGAAGGGAACGAACGGGUGUUGUCUGCUGCUACAGAACAUGUCAACAACGGAUCUCAACGUGUCUGCAACGAGGCACACUGCAGAACAGCUGCAAGGUACUACUCCAAGUACGUGGUUCUACCACUCGAUAUGUGUUACCAUUUAACAACUCCAACGUGCAACACAACAGCAAGUGCAGACUUGAGACUCAGCACCAGUCGCCAGCAUGCUGCAGACAGAGAGUCAAUAUCGUACCUCGACGACCUGAAUAUCAAAGCAAUCGUGGCAGGCUCGUACUUCCCAAUUACGCAGCUGCGUCAAUUCCUGCAAGUAUGUGCAAGGUCUACUAAGAAGAAAGGGAUAAACGACUUCGUUGUUGUCAUGGAGAACUUUAAAUUAAAAGAAUGGCCCCUCACCCCGAAAAAGAUAGACUUGACCAACCUUCUCGCCAGCAUUGCCAGGGAACUGGACCUACACCCCCUGGUUACGUUCAUGGUUGGAGCCGCUGACCCACAGUCUCCAGGUCCCAUGAUUUAUAUGGACAAGCCCCGCCUGACGCUGAAAAAAUACACAUCAGUAUCGACGGCGCCGCUUCUCUUUGCCGUAACUAAGUACCUCGAAGAAUACUGCGAACAUUUUGGAAUCUGCCUGAAGCACGGAGAAGCCGAGCAUGUUGUUGCCACAAUUGUCAAGUUUGAGGAGCUGCUUACGUCUUACAUGCAGCCCUUUGGCAGACAUUCAAAGAUGAAGCUAAAAGAUAUGGAUAACGGAAAGGUUAACUGGCUUUCGCUGGUGAGGAAUAUUCUGGGUGAAGGUGUCAACGUAUCGUCUGAAUCAGAAAUUACGAUCUUGGCACCACACUACAUCAAAGGAUUGUGUGGAAUCCUUAACAAGACUAGCCAGUCUGCAGUCAUACUCUACAUAGGAUACACAAUUUUCUCGCGGUUUUCACCACUCAUAAUCGGUCUGGAUGCAACAUCCAGCACGCUGCCGCCAACAGAUGCUGACCAGCGCCGUCAGUGGUAUCAUUUUCAGUGCAUCCUGCUGUCUGAGAGCAUUUUUGCACUCGCCUAUCUACACGCUUUCUCUACACAGCCACGGUUCGAUGUUCAACAAGGAGUGGUCGCUAAAGUUGCAAGAGAAGCAGUUGAGGUGCUAAAAGAAUACACCACUAGAAUACCAUGGUUCAAGAAAGAGGAAGCAGAUGCUGUGCGGGAAAAGCUGAACAGGCUGGAGAUUUCGGCCUUAGUUCCAGACCUUGCUAAGAUAAGAAAGUUUGUCCAAGUGUACUACAACAACAUACCGGCGUACAAUAAAAAUGUAGGCUUUCUUCAGAACUUUUACUCCAUGAAGAAAUUUGUCACAUCGAGAUCUUGGAACAUAAGUCAGAGUACGAAUCCCGCGCGAUACAGGUGGCCGAUAUCGUCGUUUAAAAAGAUGUGCUUCCUUGAUGUGCAAAGGAACCAAUUAAAUAUUCCAGCAAUUCACAUGCUACUAGUUGAGAACUCAACUGGCAAUAUUGAGUUUCCACAAAUUCCUGUUCUUACUUUCUAUGUUCUUCAUGCCCUGAUGAUCUAUUUUUUCCAAGAUGGUUCCACACUUGGCAACCGUGGCUUAGAGUGGUGGACAGUGGAAACAGAAGAAGGCUUUUUCAGAGCAGAGUCGUGUCUUAUAGAACAAUAUCUUAGUUCUGUUGGGAGUAACACGCAGCAGGGCGAUUCAAAUAGCUUGGCAGUGCACAUCCUUAGCCACAACUUUCUCAUAGAACCAGCCUUUGUGCUAUACAACAGACUUUUCAAACAUUCUGGAUACGAUACAGAAAGCUUUACCCUUCAUGAGAGUUUCCCAGCUACCAGCAAAGAAGUGUUUUUCAUCUCAUAUAUGCUGACUAUGUGCAGGGCAUCUUAUGCAGCUCAGAGUUCCAUGUUGUAUAAUGAUGCUGUUUACCUUCAUGAACUGUACAGAGUCAACCUUCCAUUUUUCAAUUUCCAAGAAUACAGAGAAAUGGCCGCUUCCUGCAACAUGAAACAGCUUGCGACGUUGUCGCAGAUAAAGUACUGCGAGGUCUGGCACUAGCCUUCUCGGGAAGUGCCGUAAGUGAAGCGCCACAUUAUUGCCAACAGACCACCUGCUUGUGCAUAAGUAAAAAAAGCACAGCCUCCUUUA